Messenger RNA from Scomber japonicus (chub mackerel), 5233 nucleotides. It is a transcript of the gene fhod3b, whose product is annotated as formin homology 2 domain containing 3b. Lineage: Eukaryota; Metazoa; Chordata; Actinopteri; Scombriformes; Scombridae. The transcript has 29 exons. Gene Ontology annotation, biological process: cardiac myofibril assembly; actin filament network formation; cortical actin cytoskeleton organization. Gene Ontology annotation, cellular component: cytoplasm; cytoskeleton. Gene Ontology annotation, molecular function: actin filament binding. The record is from RefSeq and is a predicted model, not a curated record. The coding region runs from base 1 to 5016 and encodes 1671 amino acids.
AUGGCUACGUUUAUAUGCAGGGUGCAGUUCUUAGAUGAUACUGAUCCAUUUAACAGCACUAAUUUCCCCGAGCCCACCAGGCCACCUCUGUACACUUUCAGGGAAGAUAUUCCUCUGAUAAAUCAGAUUGCUGGAGUCCACAGGCUUCUAAAAGCCCCACAGAAGCCUGAUGACUGCGCCCUUCAGCUGUCCCAUAAUGGAAGCUAUCUGGACUUGGAGUCUACCUUGGCAGAGCAGAAAGAUGAACUGGAGGGAUUUCAGGAGGAAGGAGGGAGAGGCAAGAAACACAGCAUUAUUCUCCGAACACAGCUGUCAGUCAGAGUUCAUGCCUGCAUCGAAAAACUCUACAACUCUACUGGAAGGGAGCUACGGAGAGCCCUUUUUUCCCUCAAGCAGAUUUUUCAGGAUGACAAAGACCUGGUGCACGAGUUUGUGGUGGCUGAAGGACUGACAUGUUUGAUAAAAGUGGGAGCUGAAGCCGACCAGAACUACCAGAAUUAUAUCCUCAGGGCUCUUGGACAGAUCAUGCUGUAUGUGGAUGGGAUGAACGGCCUCAUAUCUCACAAUGAAACGGUCCAGUGGCUUUACAGCUUGGUCGGGUCCAAGUUCCGUCUGGUGGUGAAGACAGCCCUAAAGCUUCUGCUGGUGUUUGUGGAGUACACAGAGUCUAACGCCGCCCUUCUUAUAAAGGCUGUGAAUGUUGUGGAUGCCAAAAGAGGCACAAAACUGUGGUCAAAUGUCAUGGAGAUCUUGGAUGAGAAGGAUGGAGUGGAUACAGAGCUGCUGGUGUAUGCAAUGACACUCAUCAAUAAGACUCUGGCAGGCCUCCCAGACCAGGACUCCUACUAUGACAUGGUAGACUGUCUGGAGGAGCAGGGCAUUGAAGCCAUGGCCCAGAGACAUCUGAACAGGAAGGGUACUGACCUCGACCUCGUAGAGCAGUUCAACAUCUAUGAGAUGACUCUCCGCCAUGAGGAUGGUGAUGAAGAAACCCAGUUGCCUCCUAACGUCCGAAAGGAACGACGACGGGCCAGUGUUGGCGGCACCAACGAGAGGCGUGGCCUGGAGAGAAGACGUAGCCGGAGACAUUCCCUCCAGAAUAGCAGAGGUCCCGCCUCUGCCCCAGCAUCACCCAGCGCUACUCAUGCAAGCAGCUUCCUGCCCUUUGGGGGCCAACGUGUCGAAGACAUCAGUGAAAGAGAAGAGGAAGAGGAGGAAGAGGAGGAGGAAGGAGAUGAGGAGGAAGAGGGAGAGGAGGAGGACGAGGACGAGGAGGAGGACGAUGAAGAGGCGGAUGAUGAAAGUCAUCCAGUCACUGAGUCCUCUAGACAGGGCACUUGCAGUGGGGCACCAGCUGUAGCAGACACCCCUAACAUGUGUUUGAACUUAAAGUGUAUGGCCAGCGUCCUCCCUAAAACCAGUGACCCUGAAGGGCAGAGAGAAUAUCUCGGCUUCAAGACCAGGACAUCUUCUCCUGUGUCCGUCGCACCAAAACAGAGGACCAUUAGUCCUUGUCUGACAGACACAAACAACUCCCCUACAUCUUUCACUGCUAGAAAGCCCUGCUGGGCUGAAAGAAUUAGUGCCAAUGGCACUCCAUACCCUGGCAGGCACCAGGCUCCUACGUCACCCAUCAGUCGCUUCACUAGUUCAACGUCCUCCACUCCAGACUCCAAAACUGACAGACCUGCUUUAGGGGGCUUGCUAACUUCAUCGUUCAGACAGCAUCAGGAGUCUCUGGCUGCAGAGAGAGAGAGGAGACGCAUGGAAAGAGAGGAGCGUCUGCAGAGGAUCGAAAGAGAAGAGAGGAACCGCUUCAAUCAAGAUUUAGUAGACAAGAGGGAAGAAGCAAGACAAGCCAGAGAGGAAAGGUACAAGGCUGUAGAGAGACUAGCUGCAGAGGAGUUUGAGCGGGAGCGACCCAGAGCACCAACAAGAGGACGGACAGAAAUCACUUUGUGUUUGAGUUCCAACCCCGUAAGCCGCUCCACAUCCCGCUGUGCCACACCUUCAUCCAUCAUCUCACAGGAGGACACGGUCGCCAGCACACAACAGAAAUUGGGAACAGAACACAUCCCAGAGCCAAACAUUGACCCACAGACCAGAACCAAAAGUCCAGCGCCAGAGUUAACAGUAUCAGAACCUUCCCCCACACCUCCCUUUGAGCCAGACAAGCAGCAGACUGAGACUGAGUCGCCUGCAGAGACGGAGGAUGUCAGUGAGACUCUGUCAGACCAGAAUGUAGUUGCAGAGCCAGCAGCAGACGAACAGGUAGGCACGGAGGAAGACGAGAGGCGAGAGCAGGAGAAGCUCGAGGAACAGAAAGAGUGCAUGAAUGAGGGAGAUGUAGAAGAGCAGGUGGAAGAAGCAGAGGUCGCUGAUGUAGCAGAGGUGGGAGAGACAGACGUGGAGGUUGAUGUUAAGUUAGAGGAGGGGUCAGAGAAGGAGCAGCCGAUGGAAAGGGAUGUAGAAGACAGUGUACUGCUGAGUGAGAAGGAGAGACAGAACGAGGAAGUGAAUGAGAAAGACAACUGCUCUGCAUCCAGCAUCUCCUCAACAAGUAGCACUCUGGAGAGGGAGGAGCGGGAGGAGAAACUCACCAAUGACAUUGAAGCAGGCCAAUGGACUCAGUGCAUUAAAGACGCAGAUGUGAAUGACCAGUGCAACAAAAUACUCAACAGCAAGCGCUUCAUGCUGGAUAUGCUCUAUGCUCAGAAAGCAACCAGCAAGGAUGAAGAGAAAGUAGGAGAGACAGAGAAAGAAAAAUGUAAAUGUGAGAAGGAGACGGAGGUCAGUGACUCUUCUGUGGCGAGCCUGGCUAGCAGGAUCUCCACACUGGAGGCUCACAGACAAGCCAGAGAAGAAAAUGUGAAAAAAAUGGAGGUGGGGCAUCUGGACAACCAGGGCAGUGUCCGAGCAGUUGCGGAGAGGUUUGGAGAUUUGGUCAAAGGCCUAUCAUCUCCUCUUGAGGUAGAGGCGUCAAAAGAGCAGCAGCAGACUGACAAAUCUUCAACCACUGUCUCAUCAUCAUCAUCAUCACCAUCAUUACCCCCAAAGAAAGAGUCGGAUUAUAUCUGGGAUCAGCUGAUGGCCACACCCAGGGAGCUCCGCAUCAAAGAAAUGGACUUCACAGACCUGAGGGACGAGGAUGACAUGGACAUUUUAGAUAUAGACAGUAUGAUGGGGUCGGGUGAUCUUUUACCACCACCUCCUCCUCCCCCAUGCAACGCUCCCCUACCACCACCACCACCCCUGUUUGGGUGCCCUCCACCUCCUCCCCUCCUUGGCAAGAUGAUGCCCCCACCUCCACCAUUCAUGGCCCCUAUCCCUCCGCCUUCCCCUCAGCUGAGUCGAGGGGAGGCACCUCUCUUUCAGAAGAAGAAGAAGACCAUCCGUCUCUUCUGGAACGAGGUGCGUCCAGUGGACUGGCAGUGUAAGAGCCAUAAAUUCUGUAAGGAGUCCCUGUGGUCCAAACUGGAGCCAAUUAAAGUGGACACGUCCAAGCUGGAGCAGCUGUUUGAGUCCAAAUCCAAGGAGCUUCCUGUUACAAAGAAAGCUGCAGUUGAUGGCAAACGACAAGAAAUCAUAGUCCUGGACUCCAAACGAAGCAAUGCAAUAAACAUCGGCUUGACUGUUUUACCCCCUCCUCGCACCAUCAAGACAGCUAUCCUCAACUUUGAUGAGUAUGCACUGAACAAAGAGGGCAUUGAGAAAAUCCUGACGAUGAUCCCCACAGAGGAGGAGAAGCAGAGGAUUCAGGAGGCUCAGCUGGUCAACCCUGAUAUCCCCCUGGGUAGUGCUGAGCAGUUCCUUCUCACCCUCUCCUCCAUCACAGAGCUGUCUGCUCGCCUGCAGCUGUGGGCAUUCAAGAUGGACUACGAGCUUAUUGAAAAGGAGGUGGCAGAGCCUCUUCAGGAUCUAAAAGAAGGGAUGGACCAGUUAGAGAAAAACAAAACACUCCGCUACAUCUUGACCACGUUGCUGUCCAUCGGCAACUUCCUCAACGGCACAACCGCUAAAGGCUUUGAGCUGAGUUACUUGGAGAAAGUCCCAGAGGUGAAGGACACAGUUCACAAGCAGUCGCUGCUGCACCACGCCUGCACCAUUGUGGUCGAGAAGUUCCCAGACAGCACUGACCUUUACUCAGAGAUAGGAGCUGUCACCCGCUUGACAAAAGUGGACUUUGACCAGCUUCAAGACAAUCUGGCCCAGAUGGAGCGAAGGUGCAAAGCAUCAUGGGAUCACCUCAAAGUCAUUGCCAAACAUGAGAUGAAACUAGCAUUGAAACAAAAAAUGUCAGACUUCUUAAAAGACUGUGCAGAGAGAAUUAUUAUUCUGAAGAUUGUACAUCGAAGAAUACUCAACAGGUUUCAUGCCUUUCUGCUGUUCCUGGGCCAUCCGAUAUAUGCAGUACGUGAGGUCAGCAUUCAUCGCUUUAGCAAGAUCCUGAGUGAAUUUGCCCUGGAGUAUCGCACAACACGAGAGCGCGUGCUACAACAGAAACAGAAGAGGGCCAACCACCGCGAGAGGAACAAGACCAGGGGAAAAAUGAUAACAGAUAGUGAGGAUGACAAUGACAGUGAGAGUGGUAAAUUUGGCAGUGCCCCGCCAGACGCACAAGAGAGCCAGCCUCAGGGUAUCCAGUACGCUGAAGAUGCAGCGGAACAUGAAAACAUGAAGGCUGUGCUAAAGAGCAGCUUGCAGGGCGGAGAGAGCGGAGUGUCAACAGUGCCGGGUCUACGUACACGAACCAGAGCCAGCAGCGCCAGAGGGCGCGUCCCCCCAUGGUACAAUGCCAGUGACGACCCAGUGAACUGCACAGAUGAUACAGCUGAUGAGAUCAUGGAGAGAAUUGUUAGGUCAGCCACUCAGGGGCCCAGCCAGCGGACGCAGCCUCGAGAGAGGAGGCGCUCCCGAGCUAACCGAAAAUCAUUGAGAAGGACACUGAAGAAUGGUUUGACGACAGAGGAGGCCAACGCUCUCGGCUUGUCCAGCGGUUCAGAGAUGCAGGUGUGAGCUGGACCUGGAUCCCAUCGGACAUUAAGACGUCUGGAAGCCCUUUCACUGCCCCUCCACUGCCUUCACCCAUCCGGCUUGGCGCUAAAAUCCCCCCAGCUUUGAUGAGUUGAUCUCAUCUUUAUGCAUUUGGUUUACACAGGCUUGACACAAGUGCUUCCUGAGGAGAGUGGAUAUAAGGCUGAACGAGAUUUCAUUCACAAGCAGAGCGCUGCAU